This is a messenger RNA of Melozone crissalis (California towhee), 3417 nucleotides long. It is a transcript of the gene PIGQ, whose product is annotated as phosphatidylinositol glycan anchor biosynthesis class Q. Lineage: Eukaryota; Metazoa; Chordata; Aves; Passeriformes; Passerellidae. The record is from RefSeq and is a predicted model, not a curated record. Gene Ontology annotation, biological process: GPI anchor biosynthetic process. Gene Ontology annotation, cellular component: endoplasmic reticulum; membrane. The transcript has 11 exons. The coding region runs from base 48 to 1820 and encodes 590 amino acids.
GAUGUUUUCAGCAGAAAUAGGUGUAUCUCAAAGAUCUUAGGCACUUGAUGAACAGGGACUGCAUGAGCAUUGGUGUACAUCCCUGCAGGGUCACUGCCAUGGUACUGAAGGUGUUCUUUCCAUCGUGCUGCUCCUCAGCAGACAGCGGCAUUUUGAUCGGCCGCUGGAUCGCCGAGCAGAACUCUGCUGUCAUCCUUGCUGUGGUGCACUUCCCCUUCAUCCCUGUGCAGGUGAAGCAGUACCUUGGGGAAGUCCAGCGUGUGACUAAAGUCAGCGUUUCUGUGCUUGGCUCAUGGAGCAAUAGCAAACAGGAGAAAGAGGAGAGUCUCAGUGAGUUCUUGGAAGACCUUGGGACCAUAUUCUGCCAUGAGCCAUGGAUCCAGAUAAGCAAAGAGGGAGACAGCAAAUUCUGGAGCUGUUCUAUCCUUCAGAAGCACUCUAAGAACCCCCAGGAGGAGGAAAUCAUCUUGGUGUACUAUGACCAGCGCAAGGUCAUGCUUUCCCGUCUGCACCCCCCUUUGGACACAGCUGGCCAGGGGGCAGAGGAUGCCUCAAAGCUCUCAGCCAUCUUUGACACAGUGGCCAGGAGCCAGGUGCUGUUCAUGACAGACAGGUACGACGAGGGGCCCAUCAAGCUGACCCACUGGCAGUCGGAUGGGGUGGAGGCCAGCAUCAUCGUGGAGCUGCUGAAGCAGGCCUCUGUGCCUGCCUGCAUGCUGCUGACACUCCUGCUCUCUCUGCUCUCUGGGAUCUGCAGGAGCAGGGUGCUGAAGUUUUGGCCUUUGUCUUUCUUGUGGAGCAAACUCUCAACCUGUGAGCAGCUGGGACACCGCCUGCAGCACCUCCAGGUCAUCAGCAGCAACAAGAAGGCUCAAAACCAAAAUCAGCUGAUGAGGAAAGCCAACAUCUUUGUGUCUCUGCUGAUUGAUGUGGCCCUGGGGAUACUGCUGAUGUCGUGGCUGUACAGGAAGAACCGCAUUGGUCACCUUGCUGACACCCUCAUCCCUGUGGCUGACCACGUGGCUGAAGAGCUGCAGGACCUGCUCCAGUGGCUGAUGGGAGCCCCAGCUGGACUGAAAAUGAACCGAGCCUUGGAUCAAGUCUUGGGCCGCUUCUUCCUUUAUCACAUCCAUCUGUGGAUCAGCUACAUCCACCUGCUGUCCCCAUUCAUUGAGAUGAUCCUGUGGUACGUGGGGCUGUCGGCCUGCCUGGGGCUGACCGUGGCUCUCUGCAUCCUGUCCGACAUCAUCGCGCUCCUCACCUUCCACAUCUACUGCUUCUACGUCUACGGGGCCAGGCUCUACUGCCUGAAGAUCUACGGCCUGUCCUCUCUGUGGCGCCUGUUCCGGGGCAAGAAGUGGAACGUGCUGCGGCAGCGGGUGGAUUCCUGCUCCUACGACCUGGACCAGUUAUUUAUUGGCACUUUGCUGUUCACAAUCCUGCUGUUCCUUCUGCCUACGACUGCACUGUAUUAUUUGGUGUUUACCCUGCUCCGCUUGCUGGUGGUGAUUGUGCAGGGCCUCAUACACUUGCUGGUGGACCUGAUUGACUCCCUGCCUCUUUAUUCCCUCAUCCUUCGCCUCUGCAGAUCCUACAGGCUCGCAGCUGGAGUGAAGUUCAGAGUCCUUGAGCAGCAGGAUGGAAAACCUCUGCGUCUCCUGAUGCAGAUCAACCCCCUCUCCUAUGGAGGUGUGGUCCAGACCUACAGACUGCCCACCUACAGCUGCUAUCCCAGGGACUCCUGGGCAUCUCUCUGCAAGAAACUCUUCCUUGGAGAGCUCAUCUACCCCUGGAAACACAAAGGAGACAAGCAGAACUAAAGACAGUAGAAGAACUUGGGAACUUGACCUGAAAUCUUAACAACUCCUAAUGCUUUGGGACCAAAGGCUGCUCAGAGCCAGCAAAUGCUCCAUCCCUUUAAGCAGAUUUUGGUAACAUAGGAAGGGCUGAAUUUUUAAAGGCAAGUAUUUUUAAACAUUAUUUUUCAACUUUCUCCUCCCCUGCACUGUGUUUGUAUAUUAUGCUAAUGAUUAUUUUGGAAGCAAAAGGUGAAACCCAUCAGUGCCUCAUGAAACCAGCACUCGGUGUCAUGGAGGGAGCAGCUCCCAAAUGGUCUGGGGAUGAAUUUCUCCUUCCAUGUCAGCUCACAGAGCCAUAGCAAAUCAGCCCCUCAGGUGGUUUGGAGCCACAAUGCUGUGAUGCCUUCAGCCAGAGCAUGUUUUGGACAUUUUAUGCUUCAGACCUCAAGCCAGCUGAUCAAAACUAUGUGGAGAAUCAGCUCGUGGAGUCCUACACUGAAAACUGAACAGCUGGGUGUCUGAGCUCAUGGGAUAUUUAUUAACUUCUUUUGAGGAGGGCCUGCAUUCACCCUCACUGCAGCACCAGAGGUGUUGGAGAGUGAGGCUGGAGGCCCAGAAGCACCGACUGUUUUAUCAUGAUUCUGUGAUUUCUCUUGAGAGAGUGCUUUGGAUACAUUUCCAAAGCACAGGAGUGCUUGGCUUUCCAUGUUCUGGUCUCAUUUUGAUGUGUCUCCUAUUCUCUCUCUUGGAAAGGGUGCCUGUGCCCUGGGGGAUGUCCCACUGGGCAUCAGUGGUUGUGUCAAAUUUAAAUACAGUCCUUACCCAAAAUACACUUCCUGCAGCUCUGCUCAUUCCUCUGCCCCAGCUCAGACAAGGCCUUUGAGGUUUCUUAGGGCCAUGUGAGGGAGGCAGGACUACUUGGGCACUACAUGGUGCCCUGUCACCCUGAGCCAGGGCAAAUCCCUGGGAAAGCCAGUGUGGCAAAGCCCCCUCACCAUCUGCCAUUACAGGCUCUGUUGGGACAUCCCUGCCUGCAGAAACUGCAGAGAACAAGCUGUUCUGGGCUUAAAACUCCUGUGCAGCAUCUUCUUGUCCUGGAAUGAUCACUACCUGAGGAAUUCUCUGCACUCCAGGUGUGAAUAACUGCAGACUGUGAUGCAUUCAGGGGAUGAAUGGUGUAAAUAACAUUUUCACUCCAGCUGAAGUCAGAGUCAUGAGCCCCAUCCUCACCUGGCACUGAGCGGAGCAGGUUUACACCUCACCUCCCUCUCAUCUUUCCUGUGGAGCUCCUAAAUGAUAUCCUCUGGUUCCUCCCACGCCUGCACAGUUCAGUUUGCUGACUGCUGUGAGAAACUUUGUUAUUUUUGGUCUUGUGAAAGUAAUGUUUCUAAUAUCCUGGCUUUUAAAAUCUGCCUGUGGGACCAGACAGUUCAUGCUGGUCCUAAUCAAGGUACAAAUCCUUAGGUACAAAUGCCAUGAUAGCCCCAGUGACAGCCCAGAGCCACAAAAAUCAGCAGCUGUGACCUUCCUACUGGGACCCUGCCAGAUGUAUCAGAUGUUCCAGUGCUGGGUUUGUUUACUGAAGGCUGAUACUGACUCUGGCGUGGGGAAAUACCAA